UGUAUCAGUCGCCAUCUUUGUUAAUGUCUCUCUACUGCUAAACUUCAAGCCAAUUUAAUGUUCCAAGUCAGGAAGUGCGCUCAACACUCAGCCAAUCUGUCCAAAUUGAUCAACAAGCAGUCAACUUGUUUGGAGGUUGAUUUCACUACAUAAAAGGUCUUGGGAAUUUUAUCAAAGUGAAUGAAAACCAUGGCAACUAGUGCUACAGCUGAGGUUCUUGAGCAGAUUGGUGAGCGUCAUCUAAAAUGUUCCAUCUGCUUCGACCGAUUCAAUGAACCAAAACUACUGAACUGCAUUCACAGUUUUUGCUUAAAGUGUCUGAAAAAUCUUAGAGAAAUCCAACCUAUGGGAACAGUGAAAAUCAAAUGUCCUCUGUGCAGACGUUACACUGAACUGGAAAGAAAUAAGGUUGACGACCUUCCAACUAACAUCACACUGAGUGCCCUGGUUGAGGAGUUUGCAAUACACGAACAGCUUCUAAAAAGUCAAGGGUCAGAGAUCAAUUGUCAAAGCUGUGAGGAGAAAAAUCAAGCAAUUUUAUUUUGCACAGACUGUACUUGUUUUCUGUGCAAAGACUGCCAAAAAGUACAUGAGCGCCUGCCAGGGUCAAAAUCUCACAAAAUCUACACAAUGGCUCAGCUUCAAUCAGGAGAGAUUGCCUACAAAAGCAAACUAAGAGAAGAACCAAAAUGUGACAAACAUCCUGAUCAGAAUCUGAACAUUUAUUGCAACACAUGUGAGCAGUUGAUAUGCACAACUUGCUCCGUUCUGAAACAUCAAAAGCAUUCCUGUGCUGACAUAACUGAGGCUUUUGAUAAAUGCAAACAAGAAAUUGAAGGACUGAUGGCAAAGGCUGAAAAAAAGAAGAAAGAGCGGAAAAAAGCAAAGGAAGACACAGCCGAGUCCCGCAAGAAACUAGACACCAUGUUUGAAGCCACCAACAAGAAGAUCUCCCAAAAGGCUGACAAGGAGGUUGCUAGGAUCCGAGAGAUGGAGCAGAAACUGAAGCAAGAGGCCAAGGAGAUCUACCAAGACAGAGUCAAGACAUUGGAGACUGCUGAAGACGCCAACAAUGCACAACUGAAAGUAGCACAGAAGACACUGGAUGAGGUGAACCAGCUUCUGGCUCAAGAAAUCAAGACGGAGAUUUUACUUCUGAAACAGAAAUUCCUGCACUCCAUCACUGAACUAACAGAACAAGAGCCACAAACAGUGCCAGAGAAGUUGCACUUUAUUGACUUUCUAGCAUACGGUGAGACUGAGAAGACACUUGGAAGGCUAAUUUUGGAAGACGAAUGGAGACUGGAGAGAGAAAUGGUACUGUCUAGGUCUGCAAAACGUAGAAUUAUUUCUGUUGCAGUUUUCUCGAAUAACGAAAUAGUAUCAGUGGACAUGGAACGCAAAUCUGACUUUCCCAAAUGGUUGGUAAUUUAUUCGCUCACUAGAACUCUGAAACCCCCUUUUUUAUCCACCAAACUAGUAAUUCCACAUAUCCAAGAUUUAUGCCACAUUGCAGUCAACAGGCUAGACCACCUCAUUGUCCUAGAUGGUCGUGUAGUCAAGACCUUCAGCAGAGAAUAUCGGCUCCUCCAUCAGUUCCAGCCAGGAACUGAUUCAGGCCGCAAACCAACCUGCCUGGCAGUGGAUGAUGACAAUCUGAUAGCUGUGGGCUACAAGGCCAAGGGAGAGAUCAGCCUCCACAACCCAGAUGGAACCCUCAUCAGGAGACUACCAGCACCAAUGAUUGAUGAUCAACUGGCCAUGAGCAACAAGAGGCUCAUCUACAUAAACCAAGUGAAGGGGAAAUUGAUAUGUACAGAUUAUCUCAGUAAAAAAGUAUUCAACAUAGACAUUAACUUGCCAGUGAGUGUAUGCUGUGAUAGUCAAGGCACCAUCUUUGUUUCUACGGAAUCACCAGCAGAUAUUCACGUCUUUAGUAGCAAUGGUUACCACACUGGAUAUGUCAUUGAAGCAAGCAAGCAAUAUGCAGAUAGUAUGGCAGUUACACCAAGAGGUGAUCUGGUGGUAGGUGGAUGGGGACUCUUGCAAAUCCAUAGUCUCACAUGAGCAUUAAAUUGAAACAAUCUUGUGAUUGUCCACAGUCACAGUCUUCAACAACAUACUUUUUCCAUAAGAUGACAAUUUUAUGAUCCUAAUGACGAAGAAUACAUGAAAAUGAAUGAGUGUUUGUAAUGGAAUUAUGGAAAAAGAAUUGUACAUGUGCACUGCCAAAUGGUUUUACAUUUAAGGAGUCGUUUUGCUUCCACCUGUACUGCACUUGUUUGCCUUCAAGUGAAAUUUUUUACAAUGAGUAUAUUUUCAGAUUUGCACUGUGUGAAGUUAUCCUGACAUUAAAUAUUUAAAACAUGAUUAAAUCCAGGGUACCAAGCUUGUACUGGUGAAUUUACCAAAGAGAAAAGAAAUGGGCUCCAUGGACUUCAUUCCUGAAUAGAAAUAUUUGAUGAGCUUACAAAAUUUGUGAUGAAGCUUUCUUUAUAAAAGAAAAUGAAAUGGCUUUUUGAAUUAUAUUUGAAUUACUAAUUGGUACCCUUUUUCAAGGUAAGUUAAAAAUUUAACCCUUAACAAAGAAAACAUGUAUGUCAUUUCCCAAAGGGAAAAAUUAUGGUUACUGUUACACAUUUGUGUAGCUCUUGAACCGAUGAAUGAGUGAUGUGAUAAUAUCACAGAAACAAAAGAGACUGUAUUAUGAAAAGUCUUUAAAUAUUUUGGGAUAAAAAACAACGCGUUAUUUAUCUGGGGCCUGAGUCUUUGGCAUUCCAGUAUGAACUUGAAUGCUCCAACAUGUAGUUGUGUUAGAACAAUUAGUGUUUGAGAUUUAAAUGUAUGGCAGAACAAAACAGAUGUACUUGGUUUCGAGGAUAGGGACUGUUCAAUAUACUUAACAUUUUGUACGGGAGCGACAACUCUACAAAUGAGACAGUGUCUUUCAGUUUACUUGACCCAAAAGUAGCUGUACUUGAAGAGAUUUUGUGUGGAUUUUAGAGGAUUUUUGUUCUUGCAUACAGUGUAUUUUCAACCAAAUGUUCAAAUUGUAUUGCAUUCUUUGAUGCAGAAUGCAGACUGAUUGUCGAAUGGAUCUGCGUGAGUGGAGGGUGGACCCAUAUCAAACUCUGGCUUGGCCACUUGGAAUGACUUGUCAAUUGAGAUAUGGACAAAGGAUGUAUAAUAUUUCCUCAAUGGAAAAAUCAUGGAAGUUCUAAAUAGGAAAAUGAAUGCUUCUGAUGGAAUUAAAGAAAAACUAUAAAUAUGCUUAGCCAAACUGUUUGGUAUUUAAGGAGUCACUUAACUUCUACCUGUACUGCACUGGUUGGCUUGUAAGUAGAAAUUUUUAUGAUGACUGAAGUUUCA
Acanthaster planci (crown-of-thorns starfish) is the source of this 3369-nucleotide messenger RNA. RefSeq lists its product as uncharacterized. Lineage: Eukaryota; Metazoa; Echinodermata; Asteroidea; Valvatida; Acanthasteridae. Gene Ontology annotation, molecular function: zinc ion binding. The record is from RefSeq and is a predicted model, not a curated record.